This is a messenger RNA of Racocetra persica, 541 nucleotides long. The record is from the annotation of a GenBank genome assembly. Lineage: Eukaryota; Fungi; Glomeromycota; Glomeromycetes; Diversisporales; Gigasporaceae.
AAGCAGAUUCCACACAAACAGAGACGACGCAAUCAUCAUAUAGUGGAGGGCGACCCCAAGAGGAUAUUUGGAAUGAAUUUGAUGCAAUUAUCAAUAGAAGAGGGAUACAUAAAGGGCACGAUGUAGGAAGAGCUCAUGAAAUGAAGGCUCACCUCGCACUGAAAUGUAAAGGAAGAGUGCCAAAAAAUAUUCGAAUUAAGGUACUUCGGGAUAUUCAAAAUGAGGAUGGGUCAACUUCAAAAAAAAAAAAGAAAUCAGACUAUCCUAUAUUAACUAUGGACGCAUACUACGACACAAAAGAAGCCAUUGAUAAAGCUAAAGAAACAAGGGCCAAUAAAUUGCUAAUCAAAUGGAUUGUGUGUUCCGGUAUCUUAUUUUCCACCUUUGAUUCUCCUUAUUUUGAGGAUUUUACAAAGUUAUUAAACCCAGGGUAUAAUUCACCUAAGAGAGCUACAUUGGCAACAUCAAUCUUGGAUGUAGAAGCAGUGAACAUAACACUAAAAAUAGAGAAAGAACUAUUGAAAUCUAAAAAUCUAACGCU